AUGCGUAAGCACCAUGCCGUCUAGAAAAAGAUCGUCAUUGUUGGGGAUAGCUUCUGUGGUAAGACUAGUCUUCUGGCACACUUCACUCGAAACGAGUUUCGUCCUGACUACGUACCUACGGUGUUUGACACCGAGGUAGCUUCAGUACUUAUCGGCGACAAAGAAGUUCGUUUGAGCCUUUGGGACACAGCCGGUCAAGAAGCGUACGAACGACUUCGGCCGCUGUCAUACCCAGACACAGACGUCGUAAUCAUUGCAUAUUCGAUCGCGGAUCGCAACACGAUGCAAAAUGCUGCUGAAAAAUGGUACACUGAAAUUUGUCAUUAUCUUCCGCGUAUGCCGAUUCUACUAAUUGGCACAAAACCCGAUUUGCGGCCACCGUUCGAAGAGGUACAUCCCAAAGAUGACCCACUAUUUGUUGGAGAGGACGAAGGCAGGAAACUCGCAAGCUACAUCAAAGCGGACGAAUUUGUUGAAUGUGCAGCACUGGCCAACGUUGGUGUAACUGAGGUGUGUCAUCAAGCGGCCCUCCUAACAGCGCAGACUUGUAGAAGGAGCCCCCCAAAAAAAAACCAUGCGUUCCAUAGUCUAGUGGAGCAUCAAUAAUUUCACUAGUUUAUAUAGAACGCAGAAGAAUAUGGAAAAUUCGUAGAUCAGUGCGACGCGAUAUAGACAUGCUACAUGCUCUCUACGCAUUACGCAAACUCUGGUGAAAGCAAAGCUGUAUGCAAACGCCCUUAUGAUUUCUUAUGAAGUGCACCGGUCUACUCUAAUACGAACAAAGGCGCUAACGGUAAUCGAGUGAAUCGAAACGUAACGAAGUUACAUGCCCAUCUCAGGUUGAUCGGUGCAUUGUGCUCCUCAUAAUACCUGUACAUAGAUGCUACACUAUUUCAUAUGAUAAAAUAAUGCCUAGCUAGUUUAGGUUAUUUAUGAAGAUCAA
This is a messenger RNA of Varroa destructor (honeybee mite), 943 nucleotides long. RefSeq names its product ras-like GTP-binding protein rhoA. Lineage: Eukaryota; Metazoa; Arthropoda; Arachnida; Mesostigmata; Varroidae. Gene Ontology annotation, biological process: small GTPase-mediated signal transduction. Gene Ontology annotation, molecular function: GTPase activity; GTP binding. The record is from RefSeq and is a predicted model, not a curated record.